Molecule: messenger RNA, 12059 nt
Organism: Scleropages formosus (Asian bonytongue)
Lineage: Eukaryota; Metazoa; Chordata; Actinopteri; Osteoglossiformes; Osteoglossidae
Gene: usp34
Product: ubiquitin specific peptidase 34
Exons: 78
Coding region: 360-11258 (3632 amino acids)
Biological process (GO): protein deubiquitination
Cellular component (GO): cytosol; nucleus
Molecular function (GO): cysteine-type deubiquitinase activity
Source: RefSeq, a predicted model, not a curated record
GGGACGAAAGGAGACGAUGUUUUUUCCCGACACCCGAACGCCCUGACCCCCUCCCUUUUUCAAAAUGGCCGCUGCAUCUGCACUCUUCAGUGCCGCUCCAAUUGGAGAUUGACUCCGAUCUCCCUUCUUUCUCAGUCUCUCACUCCACUGUCGCUUGAGGCCAAGACUUUGUAAACAAAUCCGAUUUUGCAUUUAUUCACCCCUGCAUCGAUUUCUGCUUCGGCCUCCAUCAAGCAUCGCGUGGGGCCUUUUUUUUUUUUUAACCCCCAAAACAGCCAGCUUCCCAACACUCCUGAUCCAUCACCCGUCUCCAAUGGUUUGAAACACUUUUCCGCUUUCUAUUUUGUUUUUAAUGAACAAUGUGUGAGAACUGCGCCGAGCUGGUGGAUGUUUUAAAUGAAAUUUCGGAUGCAGACAGCACUGAUGGCUUACAACUGAAGAAGGAGCAUGCCCUCAGAGUAUUCAGCUACAUCAGUUCAUGGACCCAGAGGCAAUGUCUUUGUUGCUUUAAGGAGUACAAGCACCUGGAGGUGUUCAACCAGCUGGUGUAUGCCCUCAUCAACCUGGUGAUCAACCAGGUGCAGGCUCUGCGGGACCAGCUGUGUAAGGGGAGGGGCAGUGCUGCUGGAGCAGAGUCUGAGUGGGUAUCAGCACGCUUACCGCCAGGCGAUGAUGAACCCGUCAAUGUGGAGCGGGACUCUGCUGAGGAGGAUGGUGGCAGUGGUGAGGGUGGAAGCCAGGUGUCAGAAACUGGUCCAAACCAGGGCGUCCAGGGCAAGCAGGAAAAUCCCCACUCCAGGGAAGGUAAUAACGAAGAUGGCCCUGACCUGCUUGCCUCCUGGAGUACUGAGGACCGAGAGAAACUACUUCUCUGUGCUGCCAAGAUAUUCCAGAUUCAGUUCCCGCUGUACACAGCCUACAAACACAACACCCACCCAACCAUAGAGGACAUCUCAGCUCAAGAAAGCAAUAUACUAGGAUCGUUCUGUGAUAUGAAUGAUGUAGAAGUACCUUUGCACUUGCUUCGUUAUGUUUGCCUCUUCUGCGGAAAACAUGGCCUUUCUCUCAUGAAGGAUUGCUUUGAGUAUGGGACACCAGAGACUCUGCCUUUCCCCAUAGCACAUGCAUUCAUCACCAUUGUCUCCAAUAUCAGAAUAUGGUUGCACAUUCCCGCAGUUAUGCAGCACAUUAUACCUUUCCGGACAUUUGUCAUAAGGUAUUUGUGCAAGCUGUCAGACCAGGAGCUUCGACAGAGCGCAGCAAGGAACAUGGCCGACUUGAUGUGGAGCACAGUAAAAGAGCCACUUGAUAGCGCUCUGUGCUUUGACAAGGAAAGCCUUGACCUGGCCUUCAAGUACUUCAUGUCUCCAACACUAACAAUGAGGCUGGCCGGCCUCAGUCAGAUCACGAAUCAGCUUCACACCUUUAAUGAUGUUUGUAAUAAUGAGUCCUUGGUAUCUGACACUGAAACGUCAAUCGCAAAGGAACUGGCAGACUGGCUGAUUAACAACAGUGUGGUGGAGCACAUCUUUGGACCAAAUUUGCACAUUGAGAUUAUCAAACAGUGCCAAGUUAUCUUGAACUUUCUGGCUGCAGAAGGCCGGCUGAGUACCCAGCAUGUGGACUGCAUCUGGGCAGCAGCACAGCUGAAGCACUGCAGUCGGUACAUCCAUGAUCUGUUUCCUUCUCUCAUCAAGAACCUGGACCCAGUACCCCUGCGCCAUGUGCAGAACCUGGUCUCAGGCCUACAUCCCAGCGCUCACACAGAGCAGACACUGUACCUGGCUUCCAUGCUGACCAAAGCGCUGUGGAAUAAUGCACUUGCAGCCAAGGCUCAACUGUCCAAGCAGAGCUCCUUUGCCUCCCUGCUCAACACCAACAUCCCCAUGGGCAAGAAGAAAGGCUCCCCUGCUGCCAGUCCAGAGAGCAGUGACAAUAGUGACACCCACCACAGCGGAGGGAGUGAUAUUGAGAUGGAUGAACAAAUUAUGAACAGCAGCAAGCAUGGGCAACAGAGGCUGUCUGACACAGAGGAGUCAAUGCAGGGUAGCUCUGAUGAAACUGCUAACAGUGGGGAAGAGGGCAGUAGCGGCCCUGGAAGCAGCAGUGGGCGGAGCGAGGGCUCCAGCAAUGAGGCUGGCUCUAGUAGAGCCAGCCAAUCAGCUGGCAGUCCAGGCAGUGAACUGCACUCAGAUGACAUGGCUGACAGUGAGGUCCUGAAAGAGGAGGAGGAGGAAGAUGAGGAAGAGGAGGAGGAUGAUGAUGAAGAUGAGGAGGAGGAUGAGGAGGAUGAUGAAGAUGAGGAGGAGGAAAGAGAAACGGCAACAGCUGAGGGGAGUCCUCGGAAUGAGCAUCGUGAUAUAGCUGAGAGAAAGAGGAAGGCCGGUGAUUCUCAGCAGCAGUCAGGGAUGUGUCUCGGAGAAAGGGAUGGAUCUGUAGACCAUUCCAGCGGUGGUACAACUGGACCCAAUGUCAAAGGAAUGCCUUUCAGUCCAGAGACUCCAGCAAUGGCGGCAGCAUCAGCAUCAUCCUCAGCUGACAACCACAUGAGGAUGCUGGAUGCCUGCUCGUCCUCUAGCCACCCAGAGGGUGCGGACCGAGACCUUCCAGCAGAGAUUAGUUCCGCCCAUAUGCACCCAGGGCCACAGGACCCUGCCUGCCUUCCCCGCUCUGGAGACUUCUUGGGUGAUACUAUGGGCAGCGAGCUCUUCAACUGUCGGCGCUUCAUUGGUCCCCAGCACCACCAUCCGCACCACCACCACCAUCAGCACCACCAUCACCACCAUCAUCAUGAGGGGCCCAUGAUGGAGGACAUGCUCAGUGCUGAUGAUGUCAGCUGUAGCAGCUCCCAGGUCAGCGCAAAGUCAGAAAAGAACAUGGCUGAUUUUGACGGUGAGGAGUCUGGUUGCGAGGAGGAGCUGGUCCAGAUCAACUCCCAUGCUGAGCUCACCUCGCACCUCCAACAGCACCUUCCCAACCUUGCCUCCAUCUACCAUGAGCAUCUGGCUCAAGGUCCAUCUGUUCACAAGCAUCAGUACUCGGGCCAUGCUGUCACUGAUAUCAACCUGGACAAUGUGUGUAAGAAGGGCAACACACUGCUGUGGGACCUGGUGCAGGAUGAGAAUGCGAUCCAUUUGUCAGAGGGCCUGAUCAGUGAGGCAGAGAAGCUGCUGUGCUCACUGGUGUGUUGGUUCACUGACCGGCAGAUCCGUAUGCGCUUUAUUGAGGGCUGCUUGGACAACCUGGCCCACCAUCGGUCUGUGGUGGUUUCCCUGCGUUUGCUUCCCAAGCUUUUUGGAACCUUCCAGCAGUUUGGAAGCAGCUAUGACACUCACUGGAUCACCAUGUGGGCAGAAAAGGAACUUCACAUGAUGAAGCUUUUUUUCGAGAACCUGAUGCACUACAUCCAGGAGGUACGGGAGCAGCGACACAAGUUUGUGCUAUAUGGACACAGCGCGGAGGUCCAGGUGCGACUACAGUUCCUCACCUGUGUCUUCUCCACUUUGGGCUCACCAGACCAUUUCAGGCUGAGUCUGGAGCAGGUGGAUAUCUUGUGGCACUGCCUGGUUGAGGACUCAGAGUGCUAUGAUGAUGCACUUCACUGGUUCCUCAACCAGGUUCGCAGCAAAGACCAGCAUGCCAUGGGCAUGGAGACCUACAAGCAUCUGUUCCUGGAGAAGAUGCCCCAGCUAAAACCAGAGACCAUCAGCAUGACAGGCCUCAACCUCUUUCAGCACUUGUGUAACCUGGCCCGUCUAGCUACCAGUGCUUAUGACAGCGGCCCCAACUGCGAGCUAUGUGGCAUGGACCAGUUGUGGGGAAUUGCCCUGCGGGCCCAGUCUGCAGACAUCAGCCGCGCAGCCAUCCAGUAUAUUAACUCCUACUACAUCAACGGUAAAACUGGUCUGGAGAAGGAACAGGAGUUCAUCAGCAAGUGCAUGGAAAGCCUGAUGAUGGCAUCAGCAAACCUGGAGAAGGACCCUCAUUCAAGUCUUACAAUCAUCGAAAGGGGACUUCUCAUGCUGAAAACUCACUUGGAGGCUUUCCGACGCAGGUUUGCCUAUCACCUGCGCCAGUGGCAGAUUGAGGGCACAGGCAUCAGUAGUCACCUGAAGGCCCUGAGUGACAAGCAGUCUCUGCCCUUGCGGAUUGUGUGCCAGCCAGCUGGCCUACCUGAUAAGAUGACAAUUGAGAUGUACCCCAGCGACCAAGUGGCAGACCUGCGGGCGGAGGUGACUCACUGGUAUGAAAACCUGCAGAAGGAGCAAAUGAACCAGCAGGCCCAGCUGCAGGAGUUUGGCCAGAGCAGCCGGCAGGGAGACUUCCCAGGAGGCCUGAUGGGACCUGUCAGAAUGAUCUCCUCUGGUCAUGAGCUGACCACAGACUAUGAUGAGAAAACUCUACAUGAGUUGGGCUUCAAAGACAUGCAGAUGGUGUUUGUGUCCCUGGGGGCACCGCGCCGAGAGCGCAAGGGUGAAGGGGUGCAGCUGCCUGCCUCCUGUCUUCCACCACCUCAAAAGGACAAUAUCCCCAUGCUGCUGCUGUUGCAGGAACCCCACCUCACAACGCUUUUCGACUUGCUUGAGAUGCUGGCCUGCUUCAAGCCCCCAAGCACUGAGCAAGCCCUGGAGAAUGCAGAGAGUGCCCGCUGUGAGGAGCUGCACCUCCAUGCGGAGAACCUCUCCCGACGUGUCUGGGAACUACUCAUGCUGCUUCCUACCUGCCCGAACAUGCUGCUGGCCUUCCAGAACAUUUCAGAGGAAAUGGGUGGUGAGGGGCUCUGCUGGAAGGACUUAUUGAGGAUUAAGAGCCCCCACAAGCUUCUGUAUGCACUGGAGAUCAUUGAGGCCUUGGGCAAGCCUAAUCGCCGUAUCCGCAGAGAAUCCACGGGGAGCUACAGUGACCUGUAUCCUGACUCUGAUGAUUCCAGUGAAGACCAGAUAGAGAACAGCAAGAACUCUUGGAGCUGCAAGUUUGUUGCAUCUGGAGGACUACAGUUGCUUUUGGAGAUCUUCAACUCUGGAAUUCUGGAACCAAAAGAACAGGAAUCUUGGACAGUGUGGUUGCUGGACUGCCUUGCCUGUCUUCUGAAGCUGAUCUGCCAGUUUGCUGUGGACCCUGCUGAUCUGGACCUGGCUUACCAUGAUGUCUUUGCCUGGUCUGGCCUGGCUGACAGCCAGCGCAAGAGGGCGUGGCCUGGCAAGUCCCGCAAGGGAACUGGGGAACAUGGCAAGGGCCUGCACAUUCCACGGCUCACAGAGGUGUUUCUAAGUCUUGUCCAAGGAAAUAACCUAAUCCAGCGAUUAAUAAAUGUUGCCUACACAUAUGAGAAUCUUGCACCAAGGGUUCUGAAGGCUCAGUGUGACCACCGCUCUCGUCAUGAAGUGAUGCACUAUUCAAUGUGGCUACUGGUGAGCUGGGCCCACUGCUGCUCCUUGGUGAAGUCCAGCCUGGCAGACAGCGAACACCUGCAUGACUGGCUCAAGAAACUCGCACUGCUUGUACCUGAGACGGCUGUGAGACAUGAGGCAUGUAAUGGUCUCUACAAGCUCUCAUUGUCGGGCCUGGAAGGGGGGGAGUCCAUCAACAGGUCUUUCCUGCUGCUGGCUGCAUCCACGCUGCUCAAGUUCCUCCCUGAUGCCCAGGCACUCAAGCCACUUUGUGUGGAGGACUAUGAAGAGGAGCCGCUGCUCAGGACGGGCUGUAAAGAGUACUUUUGGUUGCUAUGCAAGCUGAUCGACAACAUCCAUGUGAAGGAUGCCAGCCAGACAACGUUGCUAGAUCUUGAUGCUUUGGCAAGACACCUUGCAGACUGCAUUAGGAGUAGGGAGAUCCUGGACCAGCGUGACGGCACAAUUGAGGAUGAUGGGCUGACUGGACUCCUCCGUCUGGCUACCAGUGUAGUCAAACACAAACCACCAUUCAAAUUCUCCCGUGAGGGCCAGGAGUUUCUACGCGAUGUGCAUAAUCUUCUGUUCAUGCUGCCCAGCCUGAAGGACCGGCAGCAGCCCAAGUGCAAGUCACACGCUGCACGAGCUGCUGCCUAUGACUUGUUGGUGGAGAUGGUCAAGGGCUCUGUGGAGAACUAUCGGCUGCUUCACAACUGGGUCAUGUCCCAGCACAUGCAAGCUUCCCAUGCCCCAUAUAAGUGGGACUACUGGCCUCAUGAUGAUGUGCGUGCCGAGUGCCGGUUCGUUGGGCUAACCAACCUGGGUGCUACCUGCUACCUGGCCUCCACCAUCCAGCAACUCUACAUGAUCCCAGAGGCUCGGCAGGCUGUCUUCAGUGCAAAGUAUGCAGAGGACAUAAAGCACAAGACAACCUUACUUGAGCUGCAGAAAAUGUUCACAUACCUCAUGGAGAGUGAGCGGAAGGCGUAUAACCCCCGGCCAUUCUGCAAGACAUACACAAUGGAUAAGCAGCCACUCAACACAGGAGAACAGAAGGACAUGACCGAGUUCUUCACUGACCUCAUCACAAAGAUUGAGGAGAUGUCUCAGGACCUAAAAAACACAGUGAAAACACUCUUUGGAGGGGUCAUCACGAACAAUGUGGUGUCUCUGGACUGUGAGCACGUGAGUCAAACAGCUGAGGAGUUCUACACAGUCAGGUGUCAGGUGGCAGACAUGAAGAACAUCUAUGAAUCUCUAGAUGAAGUGACCAUUAAGGACACCCUUGAGGGUGACAAUAUGUACACAUGUUCUCAGUGUGGGAAGAAAGUUCGGGCAGAGAAAAGGGCAUGCUUUAAAAAGCUGCCACGCAUCCUGAGCUUUAACACCAUGCGCUACACUUUCAACAUGGUGACCAUGAUGAAGGAAAAGGUCAACACUCACUUCUCCUUCCCACUGCGCCUGGACAUGACACCGUACACAGAGGAUUUCCUGAUGGGCAAGAGUGACAGAAAGGAGGGGUUCCGGGAAGAAACUGAGUCCAGGGUAACUGAGAGCUAUGAGUAUGACCUCAUCGGGGUCACCGUGCACACAGGCACAGCAGAUGGAGGCCAUUACUACAGCUUCAUACGGGAUAUUGUCAACCCACAUGCGUACAAGACUAACAAGUGGUACCUCUUUAACGAUGCUGAGGUGAAGCCAUUUGACUCCGCACAGCUGGCAUCUGAGUGCUUCGGGGGCGAGAUGACGACAAAGACUUAUGACUCUGUCACAGACAAAUUCAUGGACUUCUCCUUUGAAAAGACCCACAGUGCCUAUAUGUUGUUCUACAAGAGAGUUGAACCUGAAGAAGAGAAUGGGAAGGACUUCAAAUUUGAAGUUUCUCCUGAUCUGCUGGAGUGGAUUUGGCAUGACAACAUGCAGUUUCUCCAGGACAAGAACAUUUUUGAGCAUACCUACUUUGGUUUCAUGUGGCAAUUGUGCAGCAGUAUUCCCAGCACCUUGCCUGAUCCCAAAGCCAUCUCCCUCAUGACAGCCAAGCUUAGUACGUCUUUUGUCCUGGAGACAUUUAUUCAUUCAAAGGAAAAGCCUACAAUGCUGCAAUGGAUUGAGCUCCUCACCAAGCAGUUCAACAACAGCCAAGCAGCCUGUGAGUGGUUCCUGGACCGCAUGGCAGAUGACAACUGGUGGCCCAUGCAGAUCCUCAUCAAGUGCCCCAAUCAAAUAGUGCGGCAGAUGUUCCAGCGACUGUGUAUCCAUGUGAUCCAGCGGCUGCGGCCUGUGCACGCUCACUUGUACCUGCAGCCCGGCAUGGAGGACGGAUCUGAUGACAUGGAUGGCCCUGUGGAGGACAUUGGUAGUCGAUCGUGCGUGACACGAUUUGUCAAGACGUUGCUGUCUAUCAUGGAGCAUGGAGUCAAGCCCCACAGCAAGCACUUGACAGAGUACUUCGCCUUCCUUUAUGAGUUUGCCAAGAUGGGCGAGGAAGAGAGUCAGUUCCUGCUGUCUUUACAAGCCAUUUCCAUUAUGGUGCAUUUUUACAUGGGAACCAAGGGGCCUGAGAAUCCACAGGUAGAGGUGCUGUCUGAGGAGGAAGGCGAGGAAGAGGAUGAUGAGGAGGAUAUCCUCUCCUUGGCAGAGGAGAAGUACCGGCCAGCUGCUUUAGAGAAGAUGGUUGCCCUGAUUGCACUACUGGUGGAGCAGUCUAGAUCAGAGAGGCAUCUGACCCUCUCUCAGAAUGACAUGGCAGCAUUGACAGGGGGCAAGGGUUUCCCCUUCCUCUUUCAGCACAUACGAGAUGGUAUCAAUAUUCGCCAGACCUGCAACCUUAUCUUCAGCCUCUGCCGCUAUAACAACCGGCUGGCAGAACAUAUUGUUUCCAUGCUUUUCACGUCAAUCGCAAAACUCACUCCUGAGGCUGCAAACCCAUUCUUCAAGCUGCUCACCAUGCUCAUGGAGUUUGCUGGUGGGCCCCCUGGCAUGCCUUCCUUUGCCUCUUAUAUUCUACAGAGGAUCUGGGAGGUGAUAGAGUACAACCCCUCUCAGUGUCUGGACUGGUUGGCUGUGCAGACACCACGUAACAAGUUGGCCCACAGCUGGGUCUUGCAGAACAUGGAGAACUGGGUGGAGCGGUUCCUGCUUGCCCACAACUACCCCCGUGUGCGCACAUCUGCAGCCUACCUCCUGGUUUCCCUCAUUCCCAGCAACUCCUUCCGGCAAAUGUUCCGCUCAACGCGCUCAUUGCACAUCCCCACCCGGGACCUGCCUUUGAGCCCUGACACCACUGUGGUGCUGCACCAGGUCUACAACCUGCUGCUGGGUUUGUUGAGCCGGGCCAAGCUCUACGUGGACGCUGCUGUGCAUGGCACUACCAAGCUGGUGCAGUACUUCAGCUUCAUGACCUACUGUCUCAUUUCCAAGACAGAGAAACUCAUGUUCUCUGGCUACUUCAUGGACCUCUGGAACCUAUUUCAGCCCAAAUUGUCAGAGCCAGCCAUUGCUACAAACCACAACAAGCAGGCUCUGCUGUCUUUCUGGUAUAAUGUUUGCGUUGACUGCCCAGAGAAUGUUCGUCUGGUGGUGCAGAGCCCAGUUGUCACUAAGAACAUUGCCUUCAAUUACAUACUGGCUGAUCACGAUGACCAGGAGGUGGUGCUUUUUAACCGUGGAAUGCUCCCUGCCUACUAUGGCAUCCUACGCAUGUGCUGUGAACAGUCCCCUGCCUUCACACGACAACUAGCCUCUCACCAGAACAUCCAGUGGGCGUUUAAGAAUCUCACGCCCCAUGCCAGCCAGUAUCCUGGGGCAGUGGAAGAGCUCUUCAACCUGAUGCAGCUGUUUGUGGCCCAGCGACCUGAUAUGAGGGAGGAGGAGUUGGAGGACAUAAAGCAGUUCAAGAAGACCACCAUCAGCUGCUACCUGCGUUGCUUGGAUGGCCGUUCCUGCUGGACUACCCUCAUCAGUGCCUUCAGGAUCUUGCUGGAGAAUGAUGAAGACCGGCUGCUAGUAGUUUUUAACCGGGGACUCAUCUUGAUGACGGAGUCCUUCAACACCUUGCACAUGAUGUACCAUGAGGCAACUGCCUGCCACGUGACCGGGGACCUGGUCGAGUUGCUAUCCAUCUUUCUUUCUGUCCUCAAGGCCACGCGGCCUUACUUGCAGCGCAAAGAUGUGAAACAGGCUUUGAUACAGUGGCAGGAAAGGAUAGACUUUGCCCACAAACUCCUCACACUGCUGAACUCCUACAGCCCUCCAGAGCUGCGCAAUGCCUGCUUGGAUGUGUUGAAGGAGCUGGUUCUCCUCAGCCCCCAUGAUUUCCUGCACACCCUGGUGCCCUUCCUGCAGCACAAUCACUGUACCUACCACCACAGCAACAUCCCCAUGUCCUUCGGCCCCUACUUGCCUUGUAGGGAGAACAUCAAGCUGAUGGGUGGGAAGAAUAACAUUCGUCCCCCCAGGCCUGAGCUCAAUAUGUGUCUCCUUCCAUCGAUGGUCGAGACCAGUAAGGGGAAGGAUGAAGUCUAUGACCGCAUGUUGCUGGACUACUUUCUUUCCUAUCAUCAGUUCAUCCACCUGCUGUGUCGAGUGGCCAUCAACUGCGAAAAGUUCACUGAAACCCUUGUCAAACUAAGUGUCUUGAUCGCUUAUGAAGGAUUACCUCUGCAUCUGGCUCUCUUCCCCAAGCUGUGGACAGAGCUUGCACAGUCUCAGUCACCCAUGGCCAAAACUUGCGUGAAGCUGCUAUGUGAGGACCCAGCAUUUGGAGAGUACAUCAAGUGCAUCUUGAUGGACGAGAGGACCUUUCUCAACAAUAACCUGGCUUAUUCUUUCCUCACCUGCUUCUUGCACAAGGUGCAGAGUCAGGUGCUGCCUGGCCCCAGUUGUGCCAACCUGAUCAACAUGCUGGUCACAAACCUGGUCAACGAGUAUCACAGCCUGGAGCCUCAGUUGGCCAGUCAGCGCAUGGAAAUCUGCAAGGCGAGCACCGUUCUCAAUUCGGACCUGCGAGCCCUUGUGCUGAUGCUGUCGGUGCACACACCCCAGCAUCUGGACCCUGCUCUGGGCCCCACUCUCCAGGACCUUCUGGUCAAGUGUCGCACCUGUCUACAGCACCACAGCACCCUGGAGACAGAGGCCAAAGAUCGCAAAACCAGAGCAGAGGAAGAGGGUGCAACCCCUGUGAAGCGCCGACGGGUGAGCAGUGAAGAGGAGAGGCCCAUGGAGAGCAGUAGCAGUGGUGGAGGGUGCCCCACCUCCUCGUCCUCUUCAUCCUCCAUCUCAUCGUCCUGCAUGGAGAUGAAGCCUGAGCCACGGGAGGCAUUGACGCCUGCCAGCACCUCCGAUACAGAAACACGGGACUCAUCUGUCAUCGAUCCGGGCACUGAACAGGACCCUCACACCCCGGGGAGCAUUUCCCCCAAGGAGGAAAAGAUGGAGGCUUCAUCAUCGUCAUCUUCCCUCCCGGAGGAGGUUUUGCCAUCUGGGCAGCAGGAGAACCCCGUAGCAGGAGGAAGCAAGCCCAACGAUGGUGCAGCUGAGAAGGACGGCACAGAGGAAAAGGAGGAGGAGCAGGAGUCUGGCUCCAAGAUGUUUGGGCCUGCUGUUGCUGGCCCCACAGAGGAGGACCCGGCAACCCCUUCCACCUCAGUGCUGGCAGGGCUCCAGGAGGCUGGGGAGGGCCAGGGUUUUCCCCUGUCAGAGGUGGACAGUGGCAGCCUGGCACCUGGUUGCAGCCACACUGCUUCACAUGGCUUCUUGAACUUGGUGCAGCAGCAGGACAUGCUGGACAUGCUUUGCAGGACAGUGGAGUCCACCAUUAGUGUGGUCAGCAAACUGCCCGGCAAAGGUACCCGCAAUGCAUCCUCCUGACAAGAUUCUUAGCACGCUGGGCUUUUAAAACCUUUAUUAUUGUUGUUAUUCUGUUUAUUAUGCAGUGUUUUUUUCUUUCCUUAUGCUUUCCUCUUUCCUUUUUAUUUGAACCAACUACUUCUGGCUGACCUGAUCAUUUGCUCUGUGCUCCAGUUUGUCACGUGGUCUUUUCUUCAGCUUGAAUGGCAAUAGUCGUAACAAUAUGCUUGAAGCAUCUGAGGACAGAAACGUGCUCCACCUCAGAUCUAUUUAACAAAAGUAAAAAGAAAAUUGCAGCUAUAGCAGAUUUUCUUAAAGGGCAGAACUUUUUUAAUUUUGACUUUCAGUUAUUUGAAGUGAUUUAUUCGUUUGAGGUUGCUGUAAUGGGGGAAGGUUUACAGAAUUUUAGUCUUCUCUCUUCUGUAUGUAAUUUAAUAUUAUUGCAUUUUUACUGUGUAUAAAAUGUUGUCUCCUGUGCCAGUUUUGUACUUUAUUAAAGAGGCGAGUCGCCUCACAUUUCUGUGGUUACAUUCAAACUGAGUUUACUUGUACAUUAAAAGAACCACAAGAAACUUGAUUCUAUUAAGAAUCCUCUAGUUGUGGCCUGGCAGUGUAUAUGAAUAUAUAUGGUGCUUUAUUUGACAGGAUACCUGUGGAUGAAAUAAAGCACACUUGGUGUAACAGUUGGAGCUUUAUUUUAUUUACCAAAAUACAUUCCAUACUAUAUUGUCAUCUUUGCAUUUUUCUGAUGUUUAAUUUUUAUUUAGGGUAACUUAAUAAAAGUUUAAUAUUAAUACUUAAACCCAAAACCCAGCAGUCCCC